UCCAAGAUGGCGGACCUCCACCGCCAGCUGCAGGAGUACCUGGCGCAGGGGAAAGCUGGCGGGUCGGCGGCCGCGGAGCCGCUGCUCGCCGCGGGAAAGGCGGAGGAGCCCGCGGCGGGGGACAGACCGGCGGGGGCGUGGCUGGGCCGCGCGGGCCUGCAUUGGACGUGGGCGCCGAGCCCCGCGGAGCCAACGGCGGCGGCGGGCCCGGCGUGCCUGCCGAGCUUGACGCGUGCGCAGCGGCUGGCGGCGAGCGGCGUGUGCCUGCUGCUGGCCGCGCUCUGCUUCGGCCUGGCCGCGCUGUACGCGCCCGUGCUGCUGCUGCGGGCACGCAAGUUCGCGCUCCUCUGGUCGCUGGGCUCGGCGCUGGCGCUGACUGGCGGUGCGCUCCUGCGAGGUGGAGCGGCGUGCGGGCGCCUGCUGCGCGGCGAGGAGACGCCGUCGCGGCCCGCGCUGCUCUACGUGGCCGCGCUGGGCGCCACGCUGUACGCGGCGCUGGGUCUGCGCAGUACGUUGCUCACGGCGCUGGGCGCCUGCGCGCAGGUGGCCGCCCUCCUGGCCGUGCUGCUCGGCCUGCUGCCUUGGGGAACAGGUGCGGCACUGCGCCUAGCCCUCGGGCGCUUGCGCCCCGGCGACCGCCUCACUAAGGCGCUGCCUGUGUGA
Molecule: messenger RNA, 663 nt
Organism: Ceratotherium simum simum (southern white rhinoceros)
Lineage: Eukaryota; Metazoa; Chordata; Mammalia; Perissodactyla; Rhinocerotidae
Gene: SFT2D3
Product: SFT2 domain containing 3
Biological process (GO): vesicle-mediated transport
Cellular component (GO): membrane
Source: RefSeq, a predicted model, not a curated record